ACAAUAAAAUACCUUGGUAACUUUGCAUUUGAAAAACCAAAUAAUGUUUGUACCAAAAAACGGGCCUGCACGUGUGAAAAAGGCCCGGGUCGUGGAUCGAAAGAGCAACAUGAUUAUGUGUUCCGACCCUUUGACCCAUCUCCUGGUCUCUCUCUACACGAUCUAAUCAAGUUCCAACUCUCUCAGAUUCUAAGUAGUUUUUCUUUGUUAUUGAUCAAUUCUCGAACUGCUCCAGUUCUAAUGAAAAAGAUGGAUUUAAAGGGAGUUGUUGGGCUUGUGUUUGGAAACGAGAAUUCAAGUUCCAAUGAAGAUAGCUAUGUUGAACGCUUGCUCGAUUGUAUAAGUAAUGGUCAGCUGGCUGAUGAUAGAAGAAAUGCUAUGGCAGAGCUUCAAUCUGUUGUUGCAGAAAGUCAUGCUGCCCAGCUGGCUUUUGGAGAAAUGGGCUUUCCUGUACUAUUGGGUGUCUUAAAGGAACGUGAUGAUGUUGAAAUGGUUCGGGGGGCUCUAGAAACUCUUGUGAGUGCCUUAACACCGAUUGCUCAUGCAAAACUGCGUGCAAAUGAGGUUCAACCAGCUUUGAUGAACACUGAUCUUCUAUCAAGAGAUGGACAAAGCAUUUCUCUUCUUUUAAGCUUGCUUGGAGAGGAUGACUUCUAUAUAAGAUAUUAUACACUUCAACUUUUGACUGCCCUUUUAACAAAUUCUCCCAUUAGGUUACAGGAAGUCAUUCUUACAAUCCCCCGUGGUAUAACUCGGCUUAUGGAUAUGCUUAUGGAUCGGGAGGUCAUACGGAAUGAGGCCUUGUUACUUCUCACCUACUUGACUCGUGAAGCAGAGGAAAUCCAAAAAAUCUUGGUUUUUGAGGGUGCUUUUGAGAAGAUUUUCAGUAUCAUUAAAGAAGAGGGAGGUUCAGAAGGGGGUGUUGUUGUCCAGGAUUGUCUUGAAUUGUUAAACAAUCUCCUUCGUAACAACGCAUCAAAUCAGGUGUUGCUGAGGGAGACUAUAGGCUUUGACUCGAUAAUAUCAAUUUUGAAGCUAAGAGGAACCACAUACAGCUUUACUCAGCAAAAGACAAUCAAUCUACUGAGUGGGUUGGAAACAGUUAGUUUGCUGGUGAGUGGAGGUCUGGAAACCGAUCCUGGGAGCAACAACAAUAGAUUGACAAACAAAACAGUUCUUGUCCAGAGAAAUGUUUUGGAGCAUCUACUAAUGCUGGGUGUUGAAAGUCAAUGGGCACCUGUUGCUGUACGUUGUGCGGCCUUUGAAUGCAUAGGUGAUCUCAUUUCUGGACACCAUAAGAAUCUUGAAGCCCUUGCAAGCAAAUCUCUUGGUGAUGAGCCUGAAACUGAGCCAGCUCUCAACUCAAUCCUUAGAAUCAUCUUACGAACUUCAAGCAUGCAAGAAUUUAUAGCUGCAGAUUAUGUUUUCAAGAACUUCUGCGAGAAAAAUAGCGAUGGUCAAAAAAUGUUAGCUUCUACUUUAAUCCCUCAGCCUAUGUCAAUAACCAAUGCCAGAUUCGAAGAGGACAUAAACAUGUCCUUUGGAAGCAUGCUAUUGCAUGGCCUUGCGAUGAGUGAACAUGAUGGUGACCUUGAGACAAGUUGCAGAGCUGCUAGUGUUCUUUCUUAUGUAAUGAAGGAUAAUAUUCAAUGCAAAGAAAAAGUUUUACAAAUUGAACUGGAGUCAUCAAUGCCCUCGUUAGGCUCCCCAGAACCACUACUACACCGUAUGGUAAAAUACUUGGCUCUUGCAUCUUCCAAGAAGGGCAAAGAUGGAAAAUCAACAACUCCAAGAAACUCAUAUUUCCAACCCAUAAUUCUAAAACUUCUGGUGACAUGGCUUUCUGAUUGCCCAAAUGCAGUCCAAUCUUUUCUUGAUUCACGUCCUCAUUUAACAUAUUUAAUCGAGUUAGUAUCAAACACUGACACAACAGUCUGUGCAAGGGGUUUAGCAGCUGCUGUUUUAGGCGAAUGUGCUAUUUAUAAUAAAAGCAAUGAACCCGGAAAAGACGCUUUUGCCAUUGUCGAUGCCAUAAGCCAAAAAGUCGGGUUGACUUCUUACUUUUUGAAGCUUGAUGAGAUGCAAAAAAGCUUCUUGUUUUCGUCUGCAAAGCCAGCUCAGCAACGCAAACCGUUGACCCGGUCAAACGCUAAUAGUAUGGCGGAAAUGGAAGAUAUUGAAGAAAAUGAGACGAAUGAUAUUAACCGAAAUGAUGAUCAUCCGAUGCUUUCCUCCAUGUUUGAUUCUCAGUUUGUUGAUUUUAUUAAGAAGCUGGAAGGUGAGAUUAGAGAUAAUAUUGUGAAAAUAUAUAGUCAUCCAAAGAGUAAUGUGUCGGUGGUCCCCGCUGAAUUGGAACAGAAAAAAGACGAGAAGGAUGGGGAUUAUAUCAAGCGGCUCAAAGCCUUUGUGGAGAAGCAAUGCUCUGAGAUACAGGAUCUUCUGAAUAGAAACUCGACAUUAGCUGAGGAGCUAGCAAGCACGGGUGGAGGUGGUGAGAGUAGAUGUAGUGGUGGUGGGGGGUCGGAGAGGGUGCAAAUAGAGACACUGAGAAGGGACCUUGAAGAAGUGUCGCAGAGGCUGGAAAUGGUGAAAAGUGAAAAGUCAAACAUUGAGAGUGAGGCGUUGACUUAUAAAAACAUGGCAGAAAAAAUGGAGACGGAUUUGAAGAGUCUUUCGGAUGCGUAUAACAGCUUGGAACAAGCGAAUUAUCAGUUGGAAAUGAAGAGUGGUGGUGUGGGUGUGGAUGUUGAGAAGAUAAAAGAGGAGGCGAGGGAAGAGGCGCAGAAGGAGAGUGAAGGGGAGCUGAGUGAUCUGCUUGUUUGUCUUGGACAAGAACAGAGCAAAGUGGAGAAAUUGAGUGCCAGGUUGAUGGAGUUGGGUCAGGAUGUUGAUGCUUUGCUUGAAGGUAUUGGGGAUGAUGCAGGAGCACUCAAUGAUGAUGAUGAUGAUGACGAUGAUGAAGAAGAUUGAUGUUUGUAUCGUUAUUGUUCUGUUGAUUUAAGUAAACAACAAAGAGACUUGUUAUUUUUAUUUUUGUGGGUGGAUCGUGGAUGUGUACAGAUGAUGUUGGAAAAGUGUAUCACUUUGUUUAACUUAAUAAAUCAGACUAAAUCUAUCAAA
Lactuca sativa (garden lettuce) is the source of this 3120-nucleotide messenger RNA. RefSeq names its product golgin Putative 6 (gene GC6). Gene Ontology annotation, biological process: intracellular protein transport; endoplasmic reticulum to Golgi vesicle-mediated transport; vesicle fusion with Golgi apparatus. Lineage: Eukaryota; Viridiplantae; Streptophyta; Magnoliopsida; Asterales; Asteraceae. Gene Ontology annotation, cellular component: Golgi stack; endoplasmic reticulum; Golgi membrane. The record is from RefSeq and is a predicted model, not a curated record.